AUGGCCUCAACCCAAACCCCAGCAGCGGCCGACACGUCCGUGUGCUCGGUGGCAAGCGCCAAGAAGGCCCCCCAGAGGUCGCACGAGGUCUUCGCCUGCACCGUCCGGCGCCCGCCGUACGCCUACGCGCAGCUGCGGCUCGACAACCCCUCGUCGCCCGCCGGCGCCGCGAUCCCGCUGGACCUCGUGCUGGCGCGCUCCUACUGCGCCUCGGCCCUGCAGCAGUUCCUGGGCGUCACGGGCGCCGCCGUCUCGGUCGACGUGCUCAGGGUCGACGGCGAGGCCGGCGAGUUCUGGGUCCGCGUGCCGCAGCCCGACCUCGGCCGCUUCUCCGCCGCCGUCACGGCCUGGCCCGGGGCCUCGCAUUUCGGCUCCACCACCGUCCUUCGGAUCCUGGCCUGCGGCGACUGGCUUGGCAGUUUACUGGGCAGGUCAGAGCAGCAGUCACUCUGGACCUCUUAA
Molecule: messenger RNA, 462 nt
Organism: Gaeumannomyces tritici R3-111a-1
Lineage: Eukaryota; Fungi; Ascomycota; Sordariomycetes; Magnaporthales; Magnaporthaceae
Exons: 1
Coding region: 1-462 (153 amino acids)
Biological process (GO): tRNA processing; intronic box C/D snoRNA processing; nuclear-transcribed mRNA catabolic process, RNase MRP-dependent
Cellular component (GO): ribonuclease MRP complex; nucleolar ribonuclease P complex
Molecular function (GO): ribonuclease MRP activity
Source: RefSeq, a predicted model, not a curated record